AUGUCUUCUAUAGCAGAUAAAUUUCCUGAUUUAUCAAAAAAUAAAAUUCCAAAAAUACCUGAUGAUGAGAAAUUUGAAGAUGCUCCAAAAACACCUAUUAAAAAAGAACCAGAUGUUGAAAAAAUGGAAGUUGAAUUUCCAAAAUUAAAUGUUGUUGAAGAGAUGAUAGAAAUAAUUGGGAUCAAGUGA
Messenger RNA from Racocetra persica, 189 nucleotides. Lineage: Eukaryota; Fungi; Glomeromycota; Glomeromycetes; Diversisporales; Gigasporaceae. The record is from the annotation of a GenBank genome assembly.